This is a messenger RNA of Nicotiana tabacum (common tobacco), 645 nucleotides long. The record is from RefSeq and is a predicted model, not a curated record. Lineage: Eukaryota; Viridiplantae; Streptophyta; Magnoliopsida; Solanales; Solanaceae.
AUGUUUGACAAAAAGCCAAUGGUGGUUAAACCAUGGAGACCUGACAUUAAAUUUGACAAGCAGGUGGUUGAUAAAAUUCCUGUGUGGAUUAGAUUGAUGAAUCUGGAUAUCAAAUACUGGGGACAAAAUGCUGUAACAAAAAUUGCAGGAAUGAAAGGCAACCGUUUGAAAGCAGACAGAGCAACAACACAAAAGCAGAGGCUACGAUUUGCAAGAAUUUUGGUUAAAGUUGAACCAGAUAAGAUGUAUCCAGAUAUGGUGAUGUUUGGGAAUGAAUGUGGAGUGAUCAUUGAGCAAGAGGUUAUCUAUGAAUGGAAACCAGUAUUUUGUAAAGCAUGUGGAAACUUUGGGCAUGAUAUUAGAGAAUGUAGGAAGCAACUAAGGCAGGAUAAAGCAAGAGAGGAAAUCAACAAAGAAACAGGCAACAACAAUACAAAUGGCUACAAGGAGAAGGAGAAACCAGAGGAACAACAACACAAUGAAGCAAGGGACAUUACCCCAAUAGAAAAUGGGAGUAACAAAGACAAGAAUAAUGGAAUGAAUGAUGGUGAGGAGCGGUCUAAGGAAAGCCAGUUGGAGCCACAAGGAAAUGGUAACAAAUCAGGGAAGGUUGGGGGACCUAAACCCCACCUCCCUAAUGGAUAG